AUGCAGCCACAAACCAUCACACUAACUCUCCUCCUCUUGGUGCCAUUUUCGGCCGCCCUUUCGUGCCGCAGUUGCCACUCGUGGAACAAGACGGCCUGUGUCCGCGAACCGUGGACGUUACUGUCCAAAGACUGCCCACCGGAGGACACCGAGUGCGCAACGGUUAUAAUAUCCGCGACGGGUCACCUCUUCCGGGGAUGUUCUACGGACGCCGAGUGCGUCCAGGAAGGUGAGGCCUGCGUCAAGUGUGACGCGUUCCGGGACUGCAACACCCUGCUGUAUCCGGCGUCGGGACGGUUGAACUGCAACAUUUGCCAGACUUCGGCGAAUGGCAACUGUGCAACGCUGCCGUACUACAAGCAGUUUGAAAAGGGCUGCAUUCGUCACGUGGCUGGGGAUGAGUGCGUGACGAUUUUCGAUGGAUUCCAGGUGGUUCAGCGGGAGUGUUGGUCGGGGUUGACGGCCACGGAUUUGGGGAUGUGCGAGCAGGGUAGCAACCAGUGUGUGGCUUGUAGAGGGGUGGCUUGCAACAAGGUUAGGGUGAGGGUGGAUGAUAGCUGCUUGCAGUGCACGUCGGAUGCAGGGAACUGUGGUAAUGGUCGGCGGGGUAGUGUUCGGUGUGGGAAGGUUUCCGCUGGGAUGUGUUACAAUCGGUUGGGCGAGGAUCGGAAGCUUUAUCGGGGUUGUUUGUCGGAUUUGAGCGCGGAGCAGCAAGCGGCUUGCUUGAGUGGGAACGAUCGGUCCUGCGAGACUUGCCAGGGUACGGGAUGUAACAGGAAUCUGUUUCCGGCGGACGCACUGCAGUGUGUGCAGUGUACAAGCGAUGACCUGGACUGCGUGCAACGGCAAGUUGACGACACGUUGGUGAAACCUUGCCCACUUUAUGUCAGCGGAGACAAGUGCUACACCAGACUUCACAGUGAUGGAACGCUGGACCGUGGUUGUUAUUCGGGUCUUUCGAUACCGUGUGAUCCCCUGUUCAAUGUGACCUGUACCAUGUGCGAGGGGGAGGCUUGCAAUCGGGAGGUUUACCCCGCAGGAAGGCGAUCGUGCUACCAGUGCGAUGGGUUGGACGAUCUGAACUGCGCUGCGGAUCAAGCAACGAGGAGCAACGGCUCGAUGGUUUGUCGUAACUUUGCCGAACAAGAUGGGUGCUACACAUUGCUGGAGAAUGGAAAAGUGAUCAGAGGAUGCAAAUCAGACUUCUCAGUAGAUGUUUGCAAAGGUUUAGAAAGGACGCAGUGUCAAGUUUGCGACAAGGACGAUUGUAACGGAAUAUCGGAACUCAGACUACGAUCCUGCGUGGGAAAAGUGAUUUUCGACACUUUAUUGUUAUUGAUUGUAAUUAUUCAUGCAAUUUUCAUGUUACAAUAAAUGUAAUCACAAAUACGAAUUCGGACAGCAGACGACCGACGUCUGCCCGUCA
Culex quinquefasciatus (southern house mosquito) is the source of this 1426-nucleotide messenger RNA. RefSeq lists its product as uncharacterized. The record is from RefSeq and is a predicted model, not a curated record. Lineage: Eukaryota; Metazoa; Arthropoda; Insecta; Diptera; Culicidae. The transcript has 3 exons. Bases 1 to 1374 code for a protein of 457 amino acids.